UAUGAAAAGCUUAUAAACUAUUUACUUCGUAGCCACGCAUAACGUUAACACAAUGGAUUUGAAGACAGUGUGCAGACUAUUUAAAAGUGUAAAUACAAAAUAUACAGGUGUAAUAUACACGGGACAUAUUAUAUUAUAUGUUUCCCGUUCCAUAAACCCAAUUGCAGUACGCAAUGACGCUUCAUACUGCAAUAUUCCUACAUGGCCGACAGCUAAACAAACACGGAAAAUCAAAUUGUAUGAAAAAAAAACCAAUAAAAACCAAAGAAAAAAUCACUUUAUAAUAUAAGAUUUCAAAUGCGAUGUAGUGUUAUAAACAAUAAUUACUUGACAUGAUAUCGUUUGGGAUAAUGACGGCAUUACUCGUGGCGUUGGCUUGCGUAGUGCAUUACGACCUGUUGGGCUUGUUUCUGGCCCAUUCGCACGGGCGGCGCAUCGUGUACACAGACAACGAACGACACCAAUACCGACCCAGGUCCGAGUUCGAUCACAUAUGGAUACCGAGACCUGGCACGGACCCGAAUACGUUAUAUUCGCUACCGCAGCCGGUAACCGUGCAAGACCACGGUGGUGACGUCGAGGACUACUGGACGGACUCGGACGACUACGUUGUCAGCGGUGUAAAUGAUAAUCGCGGUGGUAGGCUUUCCGAGGGUGAGGUCCACCUUCGAUGGGAGCCCGCACCGGAUACCGUUGUUGACUACCCUGUUCCUACCACGACCACGACCGAGGAACCGGAUGAACGUGACGACGAUGGCGAUGAUUACGUUGCUCCGGGACAAGAGUGGGACGACGACGUUUUUUGACGUGUUUCCACGCAGGUGCGAGAAAUUUUCGCGACGUUCCUAUAUCGCUAUAUUUUAUAAAUAUCGAUUUAGUGACUAUUUAUAUUACAUAAAAGUGAGGUUGGUAGUUGUAUAAUAUAAUAUAAUAUUUGUUUUUGUAAAGCCUGCACAACUUCUUCGUGUUUCGUGCCUUGUCGUGUUUUUACCAUCGUGUCGUGUCAUACUGUCAUGUGAACAUUUAAAUUUAUAUGAAUAAAAAUAGACAAUUAAUAUAUAAGCAAUUAAAAUGUAUUGAUUGUUAAAAUUGCAUUGUGUAUACCGUAUAGUAGAACUGUAAAAGUAUCUAAUAAUAUUAUUAAGGUUCCUACAGGGGCGUAAUUAAGGGGGGGUGGGGGGAUAGAUCCCCCUGGUCUUGAUAAAUUAUAUAUUAUAUUAUAUACUCACCAAUGUACAUGAAAAUUUAAUAUUUUGUGUGUAAAAAUUGUAUAUCCCCCCCAGGACACAUUCCUAAUUACGCCACUGCGUAGUGGCGAAAAGUAUCAAGUCCUUACGGAUAAUAUUUGUUUACAACAAAUAAUAACUAAAAUCGUUACCUUGUUUAAACAUAGGUACUGCAAUUUUGUAAAAAAUGUUGGCUAUAUAAUGCAAUUUUUAUUGAGAAUUAAUAGUCAUAACUGAAUAACUCAUUAGAACAUACCCGAGUUAUUCAUUUAAUUCCCGAAAAGAAUAUUUACCAUAAUAUUUAUUAUACGGUAUAGCCGGUAAGUUGAAUUAACAUUAUUUUCAUACUAUCAAAUCUUGAGAGGUUUCAAGUAGGUACCCAGUACCCACAAAUAAUAUUUUUAAAUAACUACAAAAUAACUAAAAUUGUUAUUCUUGGUAUAAUAUCUUAUAUAAAAAAUUAGCGUACAAUGGGUUUAAGUGCAAUGCACUCCAAAACUACUCAACCGAUUUUGAUAAGAUUAUGCUCAAUGUGUAUAUGAUCUGGUUCUACUUAAAAUAAUAUAGGAUAGUUGUUCGAUAAGUUGCCCUUAAUUUUUUUUAUUUAACAUUUAAGAAAGGAUUUUGAGAUUUACGAUUGAAAUUUUUGUUUAUAAAUGGUUAGGUUGCUAUUGAGAGUGGGUAUAGCUGUAGAGGGUUCACCCCCCUCCCCCCCCCCGGAAAUUCAACGAAUAUUAUACUAAUACAUACAACUAUAAUAAUUUAUUGGGAACAAACCUAGUUUAGUGUCCACGCUAAUUUCUAAUUUUUUUUUUCGGAUACCUAUGUAUUACAACGAGUUGCAAAAAUGAAUUGCCGAAAAUCAUUAGUUUUUAAGUUAUAGUAUUAAAAAGUUCACGAUUUUCGGUGUUCUACGUAUUCGUACAACUUAAUAUUGAAAACCCCCCUAAGUAGGCACUGAUUAUUAGUAAUAAUAGUAUGGCUCGGAAGUUGAUAACCUUAAAAACAUCAAAAAAUGACCUAAAAAAAAAAUGCAAAUAUGACUUAAA
Molecule: messenger RNA, 2275 nt
Organism: Acyrthosiphon pisum (pea aphid)
Lineage: Eukaryota; Metazoa; Arthropoda; Insecta; Hemiptera; Aphididae
Exons: 2
Coding region: 333-806 (157 amino acids)
Source: RefSeq, a predicted model, not a curated record